Molecule: messenger RNA, 714 nt
Organism: Vicia villosa (hairy vetch)
Lineage: Eukaryota; Viridiplantae; Streptophyta; Magnoliopsida; Fabales; Fabaceae
Exons: 1
Coding region: 1-714 (237 amino acids)
Source: RefSeq, a predicted model, not a curated record
AUGGAAGUUGAAAGAAGAAAAACCAAGAAAUAUACUUUCAAGAGUUUAAAGGUAGAAGAGUUAAGAAAGCUAGGAUCCUUGAUUGUUGAUCAAGAUAAGUUCUGUAGCAAGUAUAGAAGGUUGUUGUAUCUCCUCAAGACAAAUAUGAAGGAAGGAAUUCUCUCCACAUUGAUUCAAUUCUAUGAUCCAUUGUAUCAUUGUUUCAUCUUCCCUGAUUAUCAACUAUUAUCAACCUUGGAAGAGUAUUCAAGCAUCAUAGGGUUACCCAUUACUGGAAGGAUUCCCUUUAUUGGUUUGGAAGGAUAUCCCAAGUCUCAUGACAUUGCAAAGUUUACCCACUUAAGAAAGGAUGAGAUUGAGAAUAAUAUGGUUACCAAAGGAGGAUUACCUGGAGUACCUGCUCAGUUUUUGAUAGAGAGAGCUCUCUCUUUGUCACAAGAAAGAAAGGAAGAUGACUUUGAAGCUAUAUUUUCCCUGUUGGUUUAUGGAUUUUUCUUGUUCUCAAAUAUUAAUAACUUUGCUGAUAUGAAUGCCAUCAAGAUCUUUAUGAAGGGAAACCUUGUUCCUACCUUGCUAGAGAACACUUAUUACUCCAUCUAUUUGAGAAAUUCCUAUGGAAAGGGAAUGAUUACUUGUUGUACUCCUUUGUUGUACAAGUGGUACAUCUCUCAUUUGCCAAAUACUAAUGAUUUUUGGGAUCUCAAAGAAGGAUAA